This is a messenger RNA of Hevea brasiliensis (rubber tree), 696 nucleotides long. Its product is annotated as heavy metal-associated isoprenylated plant protein 26. The record is from RefSeq and is a predicted model, not a curated record. The transcript has 2 exons. NCBI's taxonomy places the organism in Eukaryota, Viridiplantae, Streptophyta, Magnoliopsida, Malpighiales, Euphorbiaceae. Gene Ontology annotation, molecular function: metal ion binding. The coding region runs from base 172 to 636 and encodes 154 amino acids.
CAUCUCUUGUGAACUCAUGCCCAUCACUCACUUACUGUCUCUCUAUUUCGCAGAGGAACCCAAAACCAAAAGCCUUCCUUAGAUAUUAUUGCUACGCGUUCGUUCUUAUCUCCUUUCUCAACAGUAAUCAAAACCUUAUAUCCUUUUUGGUGGAUCAAGGAAAGUGAAAUAAUGGGUGCUCUUGAUCAUUUUUCUCAUCUCUUCGACUGCUCUCAUGGAAGUUCAAAGCUCAAGAAGCGCAAGCAAUUGCAGACGGUGGAGAUCAAAGUUAGAAUCGACUGCGAAGGAUGCGAGCGCAAGGUGAAACGAGCAGUGGAAGGAAUGAAAGGCGUGAAACAAGUGGACGUGGAGCGCAAAGCAAACAAGCUGACAGUCGUUGGAUAUGUGGACCCAUCUAAGGUGGUGGCCCGCGUGGCUCAUCGGACGGGCAAAAAGGCUGAACUAUGGCCAUACGUCCCUUAUGACGUGGUGGCCCAUCCUUAUGCCCCUGGGGUCUACGACAAGAAGGCCCCAGCUGGGUACGUGAGAAGGGCUGAGGACCCACAAGUGUCUCAACUGGCACGUGCGAGCUCCACUGAAGUCCGAUAUACCACUGCUUUUAGUGAUGAGAAUCCACAAGCAUGCUCUAUUAUGUGAGUUGUGAUAGGGUAAAAAUUAUUAGGUGUUGUUAACUUGGAAUUUAGUUUGUUUGUGCAA